AGUUAAAGUUUAGGUAGUCUUAGAGGGAUCCACCCAAACUUAUUCUAACAUCCAUCACGCGCAAUUCGUCGUUAGGCAGAACAUCACACUUGCAACUUUAUUUUUCCUCUUUUCAUCCCACUUCUGUUCAUUUCGAAACCAAACUCGCCGAUGAAAAUGGGACCAAAGAAACGCCCCGCCGAAGAUGAGAGCGACGGAUUAAAUCACAGAGCUCGUCGCAAGCGAUAUUCAGGAUCCGUUAGGUCGGCCACAACAAUGGAUAAUAACUACGGACAACGAUCAGCAUUUGGCGACUUCGCAUGUCCUACCACCGUGCCGACCGGUGAUAGCGACCUGGAAUGUGAAGAUGAUACCGAAGCACUGGCAUACCUCAAGUCUGUACGAGUCCAGGCGUCCGCGCUCCCACAUGUUAUGGUUGCAAGUAAAGCUGGUCCACAGCCACCCCCACAAGCCAUUUCACAAUCUGCAGACGAACAGCAAGAUGAAGACGAAGACGUUGCCGACCGGGGUAUCUAUGAAGACGGCCGAGGCGAUUUUAGAGGAUAUUAUGAAGACGGUGCGUACGUCGCAUAUCCGCCCGACUACUUCGACGACGACGACGAUGACGAUGACGAUGACGAAGAAUACGAAGAGGAGGAAGAUGUACAAGAAGAAAUGGACUACGAAAACGAAGAAAAUAAAUACGAAGAGGGUGAGGAAGGUAAUGAAGGCGAAGAAUUUCCAGACCUGGAAUACUAUGAUGAAGACAGCCCUGAAUCUAGUGAAGGCCGUCCACACAACAGUAAUUCGGACGAGAUUCGCGAGGCGUAUUUCACAUCCAUCAUAAACCAAUACCUAGGCCUUCGCCAAAUUCUACAAAAGGAACCUCCAAAGGAAUUAUUAUCUUCCCUUCCAUGGUCGAAUCCAAUUGAAGUCGGUGGAUUUGGUCCUCGCUCAGGCACAUUUCCUCAGUGGUCUGGUCGGCUUCGGGGUACGGACCCACUUCCAGUACAGAUCGCAGGAAUGCAUAAAGACGCUGUCUUCCGCUUGUUGCGCAUUCUCCUUGGGGGUAAGUUCCUUCGCAAGCAACAGGUCCUUCGUGAGCGUACUAGUAGAUGGAUAUGGGCGCUCCUUGCACGGCUACCUGAAAGGGGUGAGCUCGACUACCAGGAAAUCGGCUGGAUACGCGAGUUAGGCAAGAGGGCCGUUUUGCUAAUGGUGAGCCUGGCCGAGGUGGAAAUCCUACAAGAACACUACGAGGUCGGGGAUAGCAGCUUUGGAAGCCAAGACGAAGGUGAAUUCGACGUCGGUGAAGGUGUCGAUGAGUCAAGCCCGGAAGAAUGUUGCGACUUUGAGUACAUCGACACGGAUAGCAACGAUCCAGAAGCCCACAAACGGAAGUUUGACCAAUCUCAGGGUGGUAAGACAUCAGAGACUAGCUCUUCUAUCGCGAAAAAUGGGGACACGAUGAAUUCUGAUACUAAGCCUACAACCAAUGGCGAUAAAAUCGAUAAAGUCGAUAAUGAGGUCAAUCGGACUGAGCCGGCGGUUCAAUCCGAAAAAGCAGAAGAUUUGUCAGACGUCGAAAUGCAAAUUGAGUCAGACUCGGAGGAUGGGGAAGUAUCUGACACGCCCCAGCAGCAAGAAACAGAAGCUGACAUAGAAGCGGCCAAAAUCCGCCUUCUCCAACAGCAUUGUAUCGAGGUCGACAACGCCCCGUCAGAACAAAACCCCACAGAACCCCCCACUAUGACCCUCGAAGAAAAAGCUUUUGCUGCUCUUGAUGCAGAAGAAGAAGAAAAGAACCAAGCAAAAGCGCAUAGAGCCAAGGUCAACGAACUAGCCACCCUGAAUAUGAUUCUUACUGUAGCCGGUGAGUUCUAUGGGCAACGAGACCUUCUCGAGUUUCGGGAUCCGUUUGGAGGAUUCCAGAUUGAGUAGGUACCGCGUAUAUUGUAUCCGAUGAUAUUCAAGAUAGAUAAUUUUUAAAAUCUUUUUAAUGAGACGAAAAUCUUUCCCGUGGUCAUCGUAACAUAUGCUUAGUAAACGUAGACGCAAUCAAUACCAAUGAGGA
Molecule: messenger RNA, 2053 nt
Organism: Hypoxylon trugodes
Lineage: Eukaryota; Fungi; Ascomycota; Sordariomycetes; Xylariales; Hypoxylaceae
Exons: 2
Coding region: 151-1920 (589 amino acids)
Biological process (GO): spliceosomal snRNP assembly
Cellular component (GO): SMN complex; nucleus
Source: RefSeq, a predicted model, not a curated record